Striga asiatica is the source of this 971-nucleotide messenger RNA. The record is from the annotation of a GenBank genome assembly. Lineage: Eukaryota; Viridiplantae; Streptophyta; Magnoliopsida; Lamiales; Orobanchaceae.
AUGGCUUCUCACCGCACCGGCGGCACCCAACCUUCGGCCCCGCCGGCAUCCGACUCCGAACAGCCGCGUGUUGGCUAUCCCUACCAACCUCCUCCGUCUGCAAUCUCCUCUCCAUAUGCCCCAGUCGCUCACACACACAGCAGCGGCGCCGGAGGCUCGUUCGGUCCGGAUCCGACCCGACCGCCUCAAGGAUACGGGUAUUACCCCUACCCUCCACCGCCGCAGCAUCAUGUUUACAGCUCGUUUCCGCCGGGUACUCACCCGGACGUGGUCCGAAGCUUCCAGAUGGUGGACAGGAACCAAAACGGAUAUAUCGAAGAAAGUGAGCUGCAAGAGGCUUUGGCUUGGAGUUACUCAAAAUUCAGCCGCAGGACUUUGCGAAUUCCCAGGAAUCUUUCUCUAGAAUCGGACCAAAGGAGUUUGCGGAUAUAUGGAGUUGUCUCGGCCAGUAGCGGAUUUGAUAGAGACCGAAGUGGGAAAAUCGAUGCUACGGAAUUGAGGGAUGCCUUAUAUAGUCUUGGAUAUGCAUUACCACCUUCUGUUCUGCAAGUCUUGAUUUCCAAAUAUGAUGAUGGCAGUGGACAUAAGGUGGAGCUGAGUUCCGACAGUUUUGUUGAGUGUGGGAUGAUCGUAAAGGGUUUGACAGAAAAGUUCAAGGAGAAGGAUGUACGAUAUACAGGGUCAGCCACUCUAUCUUACGACACUUUCAUGUCCAUGAUCAUUCCUUUCCUUGUUUCAGAUUAGCCCCUUCACCAAAUUGGAUUUGGUUUUAUAAACUCUUUGUACAUAUGCAUAAGUUAAAAAUAAAAAGGCGUGUACCGUGUUGUCUGAAUGUUUCUUUCUUGGUUUUGUCAAUGAACGACCUUCGGUGUUUAAUGUAUAUUAUAGAUUCGACCGAUACCUGUGUAGCACAUACGCUUUGUUUGCCGUUGUUGAUGGGAUUCAAUUAUUUGUUUGAUUAAAUUUGUUUG